Molecule: messenger RNA, 312 nt
Organism: Microthlaspi erraticum
Lineage: Eukaryota; Viridiplantae; Streptophyta; Magnoliopsida; Brassicales; Brassicaceae
Source: the annotation of a GenBank genome assembly
AUGACAAACCUUCAGCCGCCCAAGACAGUCAAAGAUAUCAGAAGCUUCCUAGGACAUGCUGGGUUCUACAGGAGGUUCAUUAAAGAUUUCUCACAGAUAGCAAGGCCGCUAACACGCCUAUUAUGCAAGGAUAUUAACUUUGAGUUCACAGAGGAGUGUCACAAGGCUUUCACUAAGAUCAAAGAGGCAUUGGUCAGUGCGCCAGUGGUUCAACCUCCAAACUGGGAACUACCUUUUGAGAUAAUGUGUGAUGCAAGUGAUUAUGCAGUAGGAGCAGUGCUUGGACAAAGAAAGACAAGAAGCUACAUGUGA